Andrographis paniculata is the source of this 2984-nucleotide messenger RNA. RefSeq names its product putative E3 ubiquitin-protein ligase RF298. The coding region runs from base 156 to 2732 and encodes 858 amino acids. NCBI's taxonomy places the organism in Eukaryota, Viridiplantae, Streptophyta, Magnoliopsida, Lamiales, Acanthaceae. The transcript has 3 exons. The record is from RefSeq and is a predicted model, not a curated record.
UGAAGAAUUGAAUAUAAAUUAGGCUAAAAAGAAAAGAGGAAGAGGGAGACAAAACAAACAAACAAACAAUCUGUAAUCUCUGUACCUUUGCAUCUGAUGCUCUUAGAUUUACCCAACGCUUCAUCGCCCCUCCAAUCGAAUCGGAUUGAUUAGAUAUGGCAUCAAUGGUUGCAAAGGCUUGCAGCAGCACUUCCAGUCAAAUGCCAGUGGCGAUGUCGGCCUGCGAUAAAGGAAGUCGAAACAAACGUAAAUUCCGAGCUGAUCCUCCAAUGGCGGAUCCAACUAAGACCAUCACAAUGCCUACAAAAGAAAGCACAAGUUUCGAAUUCUCGGCUGAGAAGUUUGAUAGCCACCGUCACCAUACAAAUAGCUAUGAUUUCUGUUGUGUGGAUCAAAAUACAUCGAAUGCUUUGAAGCUCGACCUCGGAUUGGGGACAUCCACAGUUGCCGCAAGUCGAUCUAGAGAGCCGGGAGAUGAUCCCCACAACGCUAAUUGGAGUGAUUUUUCCGAAACUGAGCUGGAAGAGCUUGUGUUGAAGAAUCUGGACACGAUCUUCAGAAGCUCAGUGAAGAAAGUAGUUGCAGAGGGCUACAAAGAAGAAGUCGCUGCUAAGGCUAUUUUGAGGUCCGGCAAUUGGUACGGCUGCAAGGAUACUUUGUCGAAUAUUGUCGACAACGCUCUUUCAUUCCUCAGAAGUGGUCGAGAAAUCGACCCCUCAGUGGAUCACUGCUUCGACGAUUUUCAGCAGAUGGAGAAGUAUGUGUUGGCGGAGCUCGUUUGUCUUCUCAAGGAAGUUAGACCGUUUUUUAGCACAGGAGAUGCGAUGUGGCAUUUGUUGAUAUGUGACAUGAAUGUGUCGCACGCCUGUGCUGUUGAUGGUGAUUCGUCGGGUACUUCAACCUCGAAUGAAAAUUUUUCCGCUCCUCCUCGACAGUUGGCAACUGAGCUCGGAGGAUCUGAAUCCAAUGGGCCGAUCCAUUUUAAAGCGAAGGCACCGGCUUCAUCGAAUGAUGGGAUUACCGUGAAAUCUGAGUUAAAGCCGAGUUUUAUUCCGAAUGGACUGAUUACAGAAAAAGAUCAUCUGAGCUCAAAUUCCGGUGCUCCUGAGAGGACAUUUUGUGCGACGGGAAUGUCCAAAUCGACGCUUUCGGUUCAGAAGUUUGUGGCUAGUCGGAAAGCUUCUGGACUGUCCAGACCGGAUUAUAUCUUGCAGCAGAAGGGGGUGCGUCAUGCAACACACAACCGUCCGAAAGGCGCGUCCAGAUCGGGUAAGCUUAGAAGCUACAGUUGUCCAUUCUUGGAUAAGAAGCUUAAAGGUGUCGCAGAUUCGACGCUUCUGAAUGCCAAGAAUUCUCCCUUCACGGCUGAAAAAGCAGUUGGAUUUGACACGCCUGCAGAUAAUAAUUUGUCGACAAAUGGAUUUACUUCAGUACCGACAUUUGGUGUGGAAAGUAGCGAUCAUUCUUCAUUAUUUCCGAAGAAAUCGGGCGUCUCGUCGUUGCCUUUACCUAUGGUUCCAUUCAAUCCGUCGCCUGUCACUGAUACCGAGCUUUCUCUUUCGUACACGACCAAGAACAUCGCUAAUCUGCCGGCUAUUAGUUUCAACGCGCAGAGUUCGAUUUAUAAUUUUAAUUCGACGAAUGAUAUGACUCUCGAGAAGUGGUCGUGGCAUAUCCGAAAGGAUGAUGUGAUCGUGAGGUUGGUUCCACGUAUUCGAAACAUGCAAAAUCAGCUCCAAAAAUGGACGGAAUGGGCGAACCAGAAGGUUAUGCAAGCGGCUCGAAGGCUGAGCAAAGAUAAGGCCGAGCUGAAGUCGCUUAGGCAGGAAAAGGAAGAAAUCGAGAAGGUUAAGAAAGAAAAGCAAUCAUUGGAAGAAAGCACCACGAAGAAAAUAUACGAGAUGGAAAACGCGCUGCGCAAGGCCGGCCGGCAGAUUGAACAGUAUAAUGCUGCCGGCGCUCGGCUUGAAAUCGAGAAUGCUACGUUGCGACAGGAAAUGGAAGCUGCAAAAUUGUGCGCUGCAGAGUCGGCCGCAAGCUGCCGGGAGGUGUCGAAGAGGGAGAAGAAUACGCUGAUGAAGUUUCAGUCGUGGGAGAAACAGAAAGUUAUUUUCCAGGAGGAGCUUUCCGCGGAGAAGAUGAAGAUGAUGCAGCUGCAACAGAAGCUUCGACAGGCGGUAGAAAUACAAGAUCAAGUCGAGGGGAAGCUGAAUCAGGAAGUGCAGGGAAACGAGGAGCUGCUGGCGCAGGCGAAUACGCUGAGAAAAGAACGUGAGAAAAUCGAAGCGUCGACUGAAUCCAAAGAGGCGACGAUCAAAUCUCGAGCGGAAGCGAGUCUACACAAGUAUAAAGAAGACAUCGCACGUCUCGAAAAGGACAUAUCUCAGCUGAGGAUGAAGACCGACUCGUCGAAAAUCGCGGCACUCCGUCGAGGCAUCGACGGGAGCUACAUCGCGGACUCGAAAAAGGCGACAGCAGCAGCCCUUAAGGAGCUGUCGAAAAUGGUGACGAGCGCGGACCUCGACUACUUUUCCGGGAACGGCGGGGUGAAGCGCGACCGGGAAUGCGUGAUGUGCUUGUCGGAGGAAAUGUCGGUCGUUUUCCUGCCGUGCGCGCACCAGGUCGUGUGCCCGACGUGCAACGAGCUCCAUGAGAAGCAGGGGAUGAAGGAUUGCCCGUCGUGCCGGAGCCCGAUCCAGCGACGUGUCAGCGUUCGCUACGCAAACCCGUGAGCGACGGGAUGUCGUCGGGGCGCGCAGUUUACGCGACCCGAAAAUAAUAAAUAUAUAAUAUAUAUAUAUAUAUAUAUAUUGAGAUAUAUGUAAUAAGACUCGGGUAGAGUCGAGUUGAGUUGAAUUUGAGGUGGGUUUGGUAAGUAUUGAAGCUUUGAAUUCAGAGUAUAGUUUGGGUUUCUUCUGUAUUGUGCAUUGUCAAGAUUGUAUUGACAAUAACUCAACUUUGGGAUAUGUUUUGGUUUUUAUGAU